AUGUCGAUUUUGUUCUUUCAGGUUCCGACGGCGGAGGACAUCAUGAAGUGCGGCAUCGCUUUGCCGAACGUGCAGUCCUCCUCGGACCACAUCAUGCUCCUGUGCGACGUCCAGCUCGGGGGAGCCACGGGUCACUCGGGCCAGGCGCAGCCGCCGGCGUCGCCUAUCUUUCAGGGGCAGCAGAAGUACUACCCAAAAUGACGAGAUAGCAUCGGAGCAGUUUUGAUCCAGGCGAUUUGCGUAAAAAAAGGGAAGGGGGGGAGGGGGGGGGGGGGAGAUUACUUUUUGUCCCCCACCCUGCCUUAAAUGUUGUGGCGUUUUUCCCAAAGUUGGUGUGGAAAGGCGAUGGCCCAAAGGGGGGGGGGUGCGGGGAUAUAGGGGAACUACGGUGCGUUUAAAAAGUAAUUGUGAUUAUAACGCUCAAGCCGUCACUUGUUGUUCUUGAGUGGACUGAGAGCUUGGCGCAUUUGUUUAGGCGGGCGGGCUCGGAGUUCGCCGGAAGGAGGCAAGGGAAGGAAGGUUGGGGCCGGCCGGCCACCGCGUCUGGUAGGAGUAGCAUCGUGUGGGAAGGUUACGGUUGGCAGCAUGCGUGAGGAUCGUGGGAUGGGUGUUGUGGUUGACGCUCUUUUCCGUUGUCCGCACAAGGGCAGGAGGGGGAAGAGUCGAUAGCGUUGAAGCCGGGAGGGAGGAGAGGAGGACGCGAGGGCGGGGCAGCACGGGCGGGGGGGGAGUGUAUGUGCGGAUCCCCCUGGAGUGUAUGUGCGGAUCCACCUGGAGUGUAUGUGCGGAUCCCCCUGUGGCGUUUCGGGCGGCGAGUGGCAUGCUCCGAGCUCUACCCCCAAACUCGUCUUCUCUGACUCUCUCCUCGUGUGGGUGCCGAUCUCUCAACGUGUUAACCCCCCCCCCCCCCCAAUGUGUGCCAAAAAGGGGGGGGGGGCCGGAUUCGGCUUCCGUGGUCUAGUUUUUUUUUUGUCGUGGUGGUGUUUUCCCACUGAGGGAGCUCCGCCGUUUCAUACCAGGUGGCGUGACGUGCUCAGCAGAAGUAGCGGCCUGGUCGCUGAGCAACGUGGUGAAUCAUCGGUCGCUUGUUGGCUGGCACACCUGCCUUCCUGCUGGGAGGAAUCGGAGGAAGGUGGGGGAGGGAGUUUGGUGGUUUUGUUUUCGUCUUGCCUGCAGCAUGGCCUAUGGAUGUGUUGAUCUGUCGUUUGGCUUGGUUCGUUAGCAUAGGCUAGAUUUAUCGCUCUUUGUCUUUCAUGUUUCGCGUACCCUUUUAAGACAUCCAGAAACAAAAGUGGAAGGGUUGUUACCAGCGUAGAGCGAGUGUUGAUAAACUGCGUGCGCCCGAGAACAUAAAUUCGGCAUAUUUUAGUGUUUGGUUUCUUGGCGGCAUGCGGGAGCGGGGAUUUCGGGUGUGGGUCAUUUCGGGGUAAGGUUGAGGGUUGCAUCAAGGGAUCGUUUUUUGUGAUGAUGACUUCGUGGAAUCAAAAUCAUGGGUGUUGACGCGGGCCGCCUAUCUCACCCCGUGUCUAGUAGUUUUUGUGUGAAGGUAUUAUAGAGUCGUAGGUUUUUGCGGGUUCUGAUCUCCCGUCUUUUGACCGAAGCGGAGGGUGUGGCGAUACGCGAGAGGGAAAAAGCGCGUGUCGUUUUUUUUUCAUUUGUUUCUUUUUCUUCCCUGUUUCGUAAAAGCUGCGAAGAAAGAGGCGAUUGUGUUCAUUCCCGACCGCGCAAGCUCUAGUUGAAGGGGGGGGGGGGUACGCUGGCAACCCUGUUAUCAAAAUGAAUUUUUCGUUGCUGGUCGUUUUUCUUAAUAGAUGUUUUGCUCUCGGUCAGUAGCCGUCGUUUCGAGGGGGGGAUGAUCUUGUUACUGCGCCACACCCGCGGCUUCAGCCGCAUCGCCAGCAGCAGCGAAGGCAGCACAGUAGUCGCACGUAUGUGUGUGUGUGUUGUGUGUGUGGCGAGUGGUGAGUGGUGAGAGAAGGCUACAGGCACGUACGAUAGGCUCGGUCUGUUCUGAAACAACGACAAUCCUUCCAUGCACACGCGAGCAGCAAAGCGACCCGCGUACACGCACGCGCACGUGCAGUGCUGGGGGUGUGGCGCGCUUUCUCGUGUGCCCUUGAGCCAGCGCUUUCGUGUACCACGUCUGUGUUGGUUGGGUGAAGUCGUUGGCUUGCUGUAGGCUGUCGUCUGCUCCAAGAGUACUCUGCUGCCAGUUUUUAUUCCAGGAAAAAGAACACGUCCGACAAUGCCACACUCGUUCGCUCGAAAGACGGGACGAGAGAGGGCGCACGAAGUUCCGCCAAAAAGCGCGUGACGAUGUACAUGGAUGCUACCGCACAUCUAGCGGACACGACACGUGGGACUUGAAACGGCAAUGAUUCUGCUCGGCUUUGUGAUGAAGGCAUACUAGGCGGGAAAACUGCUUUCUGAGGGUGUUUCAAACAAAGGUUGUCAGUGCUGGCCAACACCGCAUUACCGCAAAGGCGGUCAACACAAGUUUGUGGCUGUCAUUCUGUGAAAAACCUCUCGCUACAUAGAACGCUAUGAAAUUCUGGUGUCCAUGCCACGAAUACAACGUAUGCCCACGUGUGAAGAACACCAUGGUACGGAUUUUCGUCUUGAAGUUUUCGGCCAAUUGAUGGUGCUGCUUUCUCGCUCAUGGUCGGUGGUGGCGGCAAGCGCGGUGUCACCGGUAGUGAAUGAAUGCGGCGUUGUUUGCGCGCUGGGAAAAAAUCCUCUUCACCCUUGCCUGUACAGCCCGGGGCCGCUGGUGAGCCCGGUGCACGCGCGAUCGUUUCAAAACACCUUCCCCACCUGCCGUGAGAGCUUCUUCCCUCCGUCGGACAGUGAUCUGUGCCACUACACUUGCUCUUAUUUUCCCAUCGGAAUCACUGUUUAGUUUCGUGUGAAGCGUCUAGACUACGAAACAUAGUACGGUCAAGAAGAAGAGCAUCGCAGCGGUGAAACUGGCUGACCAAUGAAAUCACGUCAGUCAGUCUCACUACGGCGGCCAACAACGGAAAACGCUUCUAGAGGCGCCAUGCUCUGGGACCCCAGGUGUUGCUGGUCGUUUCCAUUUGUUCCCGACCUCCGUUGCUACGCCUUACGGUACAUAUUGCCAGGAAGAAGGUCACACAUAAGACUGCCCUUCAUCCCACCUUCACUUUCCUGCGCGGCGCUUGCUGCAUGUCUCUGCGCGAGCAUGCGGUCGUCCGACAUACAUCCGCUCGUCCCUCUGCCCGAUCUACGCCAAACAUCAGAGUCUAUAAAAUACUUCCGCUUUUCAUGCGUUCUCGUUUGGUCCCCCUCUUGAUCCGGCAUCAGCCGCGCAGUUCAAGAACUAAGCAGGACGCCUUCAUCUCUUUGCUCCGCCACACCACUCAAGCUCUCAGCGCGCCCUUUGCACCUCUACUGCCCCGCCGCCGACCGCU
Ectocarpus siliculosus is the source of this 3431-nucleotide messenger RNA. NCBI's taxonomy places the organism in Eukaryota, Phaeophyceae, Ectocarpales, Ectocarpaceae. The record is from the annotation of a GenBank genome assembly.